CCAGAUGCCAGUUACUGAUGGAGAGGAUGUAGAAUGGAUGUUGAUGCCAGAUGGUCAAGGCAACGUCCAGGUGGCCAUCUUGUCUGGGGUCGAACCUCGCAACUCGGCUGGGGUUGACAGUGUCAACUUCUAUCUGUACACGAGGGACAACCCGACAAGGGCUGAGAGAAGAUCCAUGAAUGACUCGUGCCUCCCGGUGUUCAAGUACUUCAAGCCACAACGGAAGUCCAAGCUCUUGGUCCACGGGUUUGGAGACAGUGGAGAGAACUCACUCAUGUUUCCCAUUUUGAGAGAUGCUUUCCUCGCUCGUGGGGACUACAAUGUGUUCUGGGUAGACUGGGGCCAGAUGGCCGCUACGCCGUGGUACCGUACAGCCGCACGCAACACAGCUGUGGUGGGGCGUCACACGGCGGCCAUGUUGGAUCACUUGUCACGCUCGACAGGCGCAGACAUGCAGGACUUCCAUCUCGUUGGGUUCAGUCUGGGCGCGCAUGUCGUGGGACUGACUGGUAAAAACGUCCGUAGCGGCAAGAUCAAGAAAAUCACAGCUCUAGACCCUGCACAGGUGUUGUUUAAGACUGCUGGCCCUGAUGACAUGCUGGCUUCAUCUGACGCUGAUGACGUGGAAGUUGUUCACACAUCGGGUGGAUAUCUCGCUUUCCAGAAAGCCCUCGGACAUCGAGACUUCUACCCUAACGGAGGAUCAUGGCCACAACCCGGCUGCACUCUGGAUUAUGCAGCUGUUUGUAGCCACCGAAGGGCUUACUACUAUUACGAGGAAGCUCUGAAGAAGGGAAACGGAUUCAAAGCCAUUCCUUGUGAUUCUUGGAGCGAUUUCUCAAGCGGAAAAUGCAAAGAGAAUUCAGACAACGCCAUUUUAAUGGCAAACGACAUCAAGAACGGAAAGGCUCGAGGAACAUACUUUUUGGAGACAAAUCCAGGUGAACCUUUUGGGCGAUCUUCAAAAACAAAAAGGAGACCAUCUACUGAUGACUGAC
Macrosteles quadrilineatus (aster leafhopper) is the source of this 998-nucleotide messenger RNA. Its product is annotated as lipase member H-A-like. Gene Ontology annotation, biological process: lipid metabolic process. The record is from RefSeq and is a predicted model, not a curated record. Lineage: Eukaryota; Metazoa; Arthropoda; Insecta; Hemiptera; Cicadellidae. Gene Ontology annotation, molecular function: lipase activity. The transcript is spliced from 6 exons. Bases 5 to 997 code for a protein of 330 amino acids.